CAUUUCAGUCUUUCCUUCGUUUUUACUUCGUGUCGUCGUCGCUUGUGUGAACAAAAAAUACGAGAAAAUUGUUAAAAGCAACGAAACUUUGCUCCAGCAUUUUGAGCAAAAUUUCAAGAAACAAGUGCAACACAUAGCUAGCAACUCACUGCAGAUACUUUUUUGUACCCCCGUCGUUUAAAAAAAGCCGUCAAAAUUGAGUCGACAAAGAUUGACGAGACUUUUCCUUCCACAACUGCUAUGGAGGAUAAAGCAACAACAAAAGAUCUAGAUCAAUGGAUUGAGCAGCUGAACGAAUGCAAUCAAUUGACAGAAACACAAGUUCGCACUCUCUGCGAUAAGGCAAAGGAAAUCCUAUCGAAGGAAUCCAAUGUGCAGGAAGUGAAAUGCCCAGUCACAGUCUGCGGAGAUGUGCACGGUCAGUUCCACGAUCUGAUGGAGCUGUUCCGGAUAGGCGGCAAAUCGCCCGAUACAAAUUAUUUGUUUAUGGGCGACUAUGUGGACCGUGGCUACUAUUCAGUGGAGACUGUCACGCUGCUGGUAUCGCUCAAGGUUCGCUACAGGGAGCGCAUCACCAUCCUGCGUGGCAAUCACGAAUCGCGCCAGAUUACACAGGUGUAUGGAUUCUAUGAUGAAUGCCUGCGAAAGUAUGGCAAUGCGAAUGUCUGGAAGUAUUUUACCGAUUUGUUCGACUACUUGCCACUAACGGCACUGGUGGAUGGCCAAAUCUUUUGUCUGCACGGCGGACUUAGUCCGUCGAUUGAUAGCUUGGAUCAUAUUCGUGCAUUGGAUCGCUUGCAGGAGGUGCCUCACGAGGGUCCUAUGUGCGAUUUGCUGUGGUCCGAUCCCGAUGACAGGGGUGGCUGGGGAAUUUCACCUCGUGGAGCUGGCUACACUUUUGGGCAGGAUAUAUCAGAAACGUUUAACAACACAAACGGCCUGACAUUGGUCUCGCGUGCACAUCAGCUGGUUAUGGAGGGAUAUAACUGGUGUCACGACCGCAACGUCGUCACAAUAUUCUCAGCGCCAAAUUAUUGCUACAGAUGUGGUAAUCAAGCGGCUCUCAUGGAACUGGAUGAUUCACUUAAAUUUUCAUUCCUACAAUUUGACCCAGCACCGCGGCGCGGAGAACCUCACGUAACGCGAAGAACACCAGAUUAUUUCCUUUAAGCUGUUUUGCUCUCGGCACACGUGCAGCUUACAUUUACACACACAUAUUACAUCGCAUUAUAACAACAGAAAUAUAAACAAAACGCAAAAAGCAAAAAAAAAAAACAAAAACAAAAAAGAAAACAAAACAAAACAAUAACCUGUAACAAUUUCGAUGCAUUUUGUGUUGUAGCUGCAGUUGCCACAAAAACAAAUCGAACAGAUUGAAUUCUUCUGAGCGAGCGUAAAUUGUAAAUGCAUUGAGUGUUGUUAACGUGGGUCGAUAGACGCAACGGGUGGUGCCGAGUGUGGGACGAGUUGAUAUCAAGCAGCAGAAGGAAUCAUCAGGAGCAGCAGAGCGGGGGGGCGGAUAAUACGAUCCAAACAAACCUACCAACCAACCAACCAAGCAACAACAACAAAACAACAACUACAACUACUUAGCUAAAUUUGUUAAUUUAUAAAAUAACGAACUAAGCGUCGCGAGCAGCAGCAGCCGCAGUAAAAGCCAGAUAUGAUGGAUGGAUGGAUGAUGGAACAAUAGAAUAGAAUGGAAUGGAAUAGAAUCGAACCGAGCCGAACCAAUCCGCGAUGUGGGUUGGGCUUUUUUUGUCAUGGACGUACAAUGGACAGAUGGACAGAACUUAGGGCACGCAGCACAGAUAGAAGGACGACAAACAUCAAAGCAACAGCGCGGGGGAGGCAGAGCAGAACAGAAAGAACGGGGACAGCUGGGCGGGUUCAGCGAUUCAACAAAUAUAAGGAAUACAAACAAAAAGAAAUUUAAUAUUACUGAUUACAAUUA
This is a messenger RNA of Drosophila innubila, 1954 nucleotides long. RefSeq names its product serine/threonine-protein phosphatase PP2A (gene mts). The record is from RefSeq and is a predicted model, not a curated record. Gene Ontology annotation, cellular component: cytosol. Lineage: Eukaryota; Metazoa; Arthropoda; Insecta; Diptera; Drosophilidae. The transcript has 4 exons. Gene Ontology annotation, molecular function: protein serine/threonine phosphatase activity. Gene Ontology annotation, biological process: mitotic cell cycle; peptidyl-serine dephosphorylation. The coding region runs from base 241 to 1170 and encodes 309 amino acids.